This is a messenger RNA of Racocetra fulgida, 305 nucleotides long. NCBI's taxonomy places the organism in Eukaryota, Fungi, Glomeromycota, Glomeromycetes, Diversisporales, Gigasporaceae. The record is from the annotation of a GenBank genome assembly.
UGUCUGUUCCAUAUUCUUUGGAUAGUGUAAAAUUGUAUACAUGUGGAUAUUACGAAUAUAAUGGAUUUACGUUAAUUGUUAAGAAAGUUUUAGAACAAGAAACUAAUAUCAUUAGACCAGAAGUUAAGUUACUAUAUGUGCCAGUUAAUAAUAUACCUAAUAAUCCUAAUGAAGCUCAAAAUUGUUUAGAUUUCGAUCAUUGGGAUAAAUUUAUGUUUUCAACUUUGGAAUUUGCUAAUCUCUUAGAUUCAAGUUUUUACAAAACAGAUGAAACAAAUCUAGGAUUAUUUAAUAGGGCCAAUUGA